ACAUAAUAAUCUCAACGCAAAUACUCACAGCGACUAGUUUCUAAAGCAAAGCAAAGACCACUCUUUUCUUCUUCCCCAUUUCUGUCUCUCGCCCUCUCUCAAACAUGAACAACGCAGCUUUUGGUCAGUACACUCGUUUCAUUACGGCUCAUGUUCAACACUUGGCAGACGAUCUCGGUGCAGAAACGGCUGUGAUCUGCUACCGCCAGAAUGGGGUGCCUUUUACGUAUGGUCGACCAAGUUUUGUUGAGGUCAUGAACCGAUUUGUUAACCAUCAAGCUGAAGCUGAGGCUACAAUUGUCUCUCUCCACAGAGCUAUUGCUUUGGUCCAGCUUGAAGGUGUCAAUCAAGUGCAGAGGACUGUUCUACUCCACCGUUUGGAUGUCCUCAUCAAUGAAGCUAUUGAGAGGCUUACGACUGAUGAAGCUUGAGAGGUUUCUCUUUUUUUUUUUUUUUUUUUUUUUAAUAAAGUACCUAUUAUUAGUAAACUGC
Raphanus sativus (radish) is the source of this 492-nucleotide messenger RNA. RefSeq lists its product as uncharacterized. The record is from RefSeq and is a predicted model, not a curated record. Lineage: Eukaryota; Viridiplantae; Streptophyta; Magnoliopsida; Brassicales; Brassicaceae. The coding region runs from base 105 to 431 and encodes 108 amino acids. The transcript is spliced from 2 exons.